AUUUUUGUGUUUCAGCGAUGCUGCUGCGGGUGCAGCUGAGGCAUGAAGUACGGGUCGUGUCUGAGAGGCUGGAUGAAACUGAGGCUCCUAACAAGACCCGUGCAGUGUCUCAACCUGCCUUGUCGACGGUGCCUCCAGUUCUUCCUCGGCUACCUGCCGACAAUAUUAAAGAAUUAGAGGCAGCCGUGCGGGAUGAGGCUGUGGCUGCCACCUUGCGCAAGCACCUCCUGCAAAUAGGAGGGAAGUCACUGCGCGAGGUGGCAUCGUAUGCCAUGAAGGCUGUAAUGGCGCACCCCGUCCAAGUGCUUUACAGCCUUCAUAGCAGGAAGGGGAAGAGGGCAUUCAUCAAUUUGAAGUUAUGCCGGAUAGUCACAGAUGUCAUCUGUGCGAAAGGGGGGGGCGACCUGACACAAGCACAGGACUUCAUUAAGUGGUUGCCAGGGUCUGUGGACAGCGGUGGUGGCAGGAAGAGGCGUUUCACAGAAACGUUUGCAGCAGAGCAGCCCGAUGAUCCCUCCCUUCAGAGCAGGAAUCAUUGCCUGCCCACUGCUGCCCUCUCCCUGCCCCACCCUUGCCCUCAGGUCCCUGGCAAGUCCACCGUCGGCCCCUCCUCCCCUGCUGCCCCUGCCCCUCCUCCUGCUGCUGCCCCUGGAGCUGAGCACCCCUACUGAUGCCUGCAUCAGUUCAA
Messenger RNA from Dermacentor silvarum, 688 nucleotides. RefSeq lists its product as uncharacterized. Lineage: Eukaryota; Metazoa; Arthropoda; Arachnida; Ixodida; Ixodidae. The record is from RefSeq and is a predicted model, not a curated record. The transcript is spliced from 4 exons. The coding region runs from base 18 to 671 and encodes 217 amino acids.